Messenger RNA from Acanthosepion pharaonis, 855 nucleotides. The record is from the annotation of a GenBank genome assembly. NCBI's taxonomy places the organism in Eukaryota, Metazoa, Mollusca, Cephalopoda, Sepiida, Sepiidae.
AUGUAUACUCUCUCUUUCUUUCACUCUCUCUUUCUCUCUCUCUCUCUCUCUCACUCUUUCUUUCCCACUCGCCCACUCUCUUUCCUUGUGACAAAUUAUUUUCCACCACCACCUCUCUCUCUCUCUCUCUCUCUCUCUCUCUCUCUCUCUCUCUCUCUCUCUCUCUCUCAGGCGGGAUGUGCGUCAUAUCUGCGUGGUUUCUCUUCGUUACAACUAGAUGGACGUAAGGUAGGCCAGUAUGCCAUGGCGUCGUCUAUGCGUGGUUUCUCUUUGCUCCAACUAGAUGGAUGUAAGGUAGGCCAGUAUGUCAUGGCGUCGUCUAUGCGCGGUUUCUCUUUGCUCCAACUAGAUGGACGUAAGGUAGGCCAGUAUGCCAUGGCGUCGUCUAUGCGUGGUUUCUCUUUGCUCCAACUAGGUGGGCGCAAGGUAGUACGGUAUGCCUUAGCGUCGUUACCGCGUAGAUUCUUCUUCCUCCAACUAGGUGGACAUAACGUUAGUCCAUUAUGCCUUAGCGUCGUCACCGCGUGGUUUCUCUUCGCUCCUACUCGGCGGGCGUUAAGUUAUUCCAGUAUGCACGAUGGCUUCUCUUCGCUCCAACUUGUUGCCCUCUUCUUUCUCUCUUUCUUGUUCCUCUUUUUGCUGCUGCCUCGAAUCUAUGAACUUUCUUCGCCUUCCAGUAUUUGUACUUGGCGUUUUUCUUUCUGGAAAUCUAUUAUGGCCAAGGAACACGCUGAGGAGGUAUUUUGGGAAACAGAUCAUCGUCUUUAUACUUCAAGAGGUCUUUGCAAUCUCGGAUCGAGUAUUCUUCACAAAAACCAAACAAUUCCAUGUGUAACGGUUUUCGUUUGUCCUUGA